This is a messenger RNA of Cuscuta campestris, 2171 nucleotides long. Lineage: Eukaryota; Viridiplantae; Streptophyta; Magnoliopsida; Solanales; Convolvulaceae. The record is from the annotation of a GenBank genome assembly.
GGUAAUUUGAAUCUAUUUUACUGUACGUAUUUUGGCUGGUGAUAAUUACUUUUCCAUCAAUGGUCAGGUUCUAGAGACUAUAUAUAUCACGAUUAUGGGAAGAGUAUCCCACAUUCUCACAUUAUGGAAGGAACUUCUCGAACACUUCCUUACACCAUAAGAUUUGUUGGUCUUCUUGGCAGUCAUUCUCUUGGUAGAAAUCCAAAGUUUAUGGCUACUGCAGUAGAUUUAGGAAGAGAAUUGAUAAGGCGAAGAAUUAGUCUUGCUUAUGGAGGAGGCAACGUUGGCCUACAAGGAGCUGUUGCUUCAACAGUCUUUACCAGUGGUGGUCUCGUUAGAAGUUUCAUUCCUGGGUACAUAACAACACGACGGGUCUAUGGACCUACAUACGGCGUAGAGCACAUAGUUUCUGAAAGACGGCUCUAUUCGCUAUCACAUCUCCACUUGGGACGCCUCUUAAGGUGGAUAGCGCGACUCUUGCUUUCUCAAGAGCGUUUGCGAGAUGAUUUCAUGCAAUUCUGUAGGGAGUAUUGGGAAGAAAUUCCUUUUCAUGGAGAAGGUGAAGAUGCUGCAGCUAGGGCUGAGUUGCUUUAUGAGGCUGAUCCUUCUCCAGAGAAUAGAGCCCUUUGCAAUCUUAAGCAAGCUGAACUGGAUGUUAUUUCCAAAAGGAAAUAUGCCUUUUGGAGGCAGAAAUGUAAUGUUAAAUGGCUUCAGGAUGGUGAUGCCAACACUAAAUUUUUUCAUAACCUUGUGAAGGAGAAGAGAAGAAAGCAAAGGAUCUCCACUCUGACUAAUGACCAAGGCCAAACUAUUGAAGACACUGCCUCUCUUGAGGCCAUGGUGGUGGAGCACUAUAAGAAUCUUUUUAAUUCUCAUGAACCCAUGCCCUCCCAUGAAGUCUCGCCUAAAUUAAUUAACCUAACUCUCAUCACCUACGAAUCGUAUGACCUAAUUCUCCUAAUUGAUCACCGGAUUGAGUGAAUUCAGAUUGAUUCCUUCGAUCGUUCAGCUCUCUGUCCUGCGACCAGAUUCUUUCGUUCAACAGCAUCUUCAAUCGUGCGUCUUCAAUCGAUCGUUCAACUCUCUGUUGUGCGUCCAGAUUGUUUCGUUCAACAGCGUCUUCAAUCGUGCGGCCAGAUUGUUUCGUUCAACAGCAUCUUCAAUUCUCAAUCGUGCGGCCAGAUUCAACCGUUCAUAUCAGCAUCCUUCCUCUUCACAAUUGUUCCGCCCCUUCUUCCAUUCAGGCAGUUUGAAGGGUGUAGGUGAACCUCUUGAUUGUCCUUCACUGUCAAAUUUGUGAUAUCGUAAUAAUGCGGUGCAAUGUCAAUCAACUAUUCUCCUCUGAUAUCAGUCACGGCAGUUUGAAGGAUGUAGGUGAACCUCUUGAUUGUCCUUCGCUGUCAAAUAGUGACCAGUGCGUUCCAUAUGUGCCACCUGCAUGAAAUAGCCUGCCAACAUGGCCUUUCUUAUGUUGAUGUAGUAGUCACGGCUGUUGGAGUCGGUGCUACAUAGCUUGAGGUUGAAUCUAGCCAUAAUGCGUGCUAGUUGCUGCCUUACAUUGUCUGCAGACUUGAGAGCCCUGUGAUUGAUGAAAUUCUCAUAGCACCACUGUGGAUCCUCCUGAUUUUGCUUGUAGGCAUGGUAUACAUUCAGCAGCGUGAGGUGAUCUCCAUCAAUGUGACUAAAACGACCCUUCGCUUCGUACGCAGCGUGAGGUGAUCCCCAUCAAACAAAGAGGGAUCAUAGUAAUUUCACUAUGAUUGUGAACAAGUUAGGAGAAGGUGGAUAUAGGGCAUGUACUCCCAUGCAUGAUAAUGCAUGUAAUGAGCAGAGGGCUAUUGAAAAACAGAAAAUGCUUAUACAAAGAAAUAGAAAUCCUAGUAUUUUUGAUGGAACGACCAAGGAAGACGGUGAUUAUGGUACUUGUAAUCCAAUGCCUCCUAAUGCAUCUACUUAGGAAAGAGCUACAGAAAAACAAAAAAUUUCCAUGAAAAAAACAUACUUCAUGUGAGUUGAAUUUAUCUACUAAAAUUUGGAUGUUGGUUAAUUAGGUCCAGGUGGCUAUUCUUGAUUCUAGUGUAUCACUCUAUCGUGAAUCGAAUCUGUGUUGUCUUAUAUAUGUCACUAAGCUAAGGCCUAUGCAUGUUGUCAAAGUGGUUUACUGUCAAUGG